This is a messenger RNA of Camellia sinensis, 1100 nucleotides long. RefSeq lists its product as uncharacterized. Gene Ontology annotation, biological process: sphingolipid metabolic process. Lineage: Eukaryota; Viridiplantae; Streptophyta; Magnoliopsida; Ericales; Theaceae. The record is from RefSeq and is a predicted model, not a curated record. Gene Ontology annotation, cellular component: lysosome.
UCUAACAUUCCAAAUGGAACCAAAAUGACAACAACCAUUCAACCCAAGAACCCUUUACUUGUAAGGAAGGGAAGAAUCAAUACCUAUCCAUCUUUUUCUUUCCCUUCUGAGACAAUCCACAUUGACUCCCAUGGCGUUCCCCAGAACUUCUGCAAAAGGCACCAUGGUUGCAACGGGUGGACUCUUUGUUCUUUUCGUUUUGGGCACUAGCUGGGCAUGUGAUGCUAGAGAAUUAAUGACAACCGAACUCUCUAGUAGAGAAACGGUGAUAUCUGAUGUUUCAGUGUUGCAGAUAAAUCACCAGGAAUCAGAAGGGAUAAUUAAAGCUUCAGAAGAAGUUGGAAGGAAUGAAAAUGUGUGCACGCUGUGUGAAGAGUUUGCUGCCAAGGCAAUUGAGUACCUCGAGGACAACAAGACUCAGACGGAGAUCAUUGAUAUCCUUCACAACACCUAUGCUCGGCUAAUCCCUUUUGAGCAAAAGUGCAUAACUUUGGUGGACUAUUAUGUUACUCUCCUAUUCUCGGAGAUUGAAUUAUUGCAACCCGAAGAUUUCUGCCAAGCAUUCUAUCUUUGUGAACAAAGGGUACUCGCUUCUCAGUCACUAGCUGAGGAUAAGUGUGAAAUUUGCCAUCUUGCUAUUUCGGAAGUUAUAGUAAAGUUGAAAGAUCCUGACACACAGUUGGAGAUAAUUGAGCUGCUUCUGAAAGCAUGUGAUGCUGUGGAGAACUAUGUCAAAAAGUGUAAGACUCUGGUUUUCGAAUACGGACCGUUCAUCCUUGAGAAUGCAGAGCAGUUUCUUGAAUCAACAGACAUAUGCACUCUAAUUCAUGCCUGCCCUUCGACUUCCACUGGCGGCGAGCAAGCUUUAUCACAAUAGAGAAAACAUCCCUGCUUUCUGUUUUGUAAAAAAAUGCAAAAAAAUGGACCUGGUUGAAAAUGUCACAAUGUAACAAGAGCAAAUUGGUAUAUUCUCUUCUUUAGGGGUUUGCGUGCAAUAAUAAUAAGGGUAAAUUAUAUUAAUCUCUCUUGAGGCUUGAAAAAUAUGUCUUGACCCAUAAAUUUGACAUAAUUAUGUUAAGUUUUGAUAAAAUUUUAAUUCA